Molecule: messenger RNA, 267 nt
Organism: Brassica napus (rape)
Lineage: Eukaryota; Viridiplantae; Streptophyta; Magnoliopsida; Brassicales; Brassicaceae
Product: protein PATRONUS 1-like
Exons: 3
Coding region: 1-267 (88 amino acids)
Biological process (GO): regulation of mitotic cell cycle
Source: RefSeq, a predicted model, not a curated record
AUGGACCUGGACGACCAAUGGAAAACCCACCCAUUUAGCAGCUCUAUCCAUCAUGAUUCUUCCAGCAUCAAGAUGGAUGCUAAGAACAAUCCGACUUGUGAAGAACCAGAAGAGAUACCAUCGCCCAAGUUGAGUGAUUGGCUGAAGAGCUCAACAACUCCAUGGCGCUCUCCAAUCCGGCAUGGCUCAAUGAUGAUGAUGCCUUCCACUCCUCUAGCUUGGCGGUUCGAUUCAGCUGACUUAACUCUUAAAGAAGACUUCUUCUGA